Messenger RNA from Thamnophis sirtalis, 1540 nucleotides. The record is from RefSeq and is a predicted model, not a curated record. NCBI's taxonomy places the organism in Eukaryota, Metazoa, Chordata, Lepidosauria, Squamata, Natricidae.
GGUUCUGGGUUCAGGGUGAGCCGUUGAGCUGAGGCCCGCGCGCCGCCCGAGACUUGAGGAUCGAAGAAGCAAGCCGAGCGCGGGAGAGCCGAAUCGGCCAGACCCCGGGAGCCUUCAGCCUAACGGCCUGCAUUGUUUUCGUGAGGGUGGAAGCGCGGAGGGACGGGGACGGGCUACUCCCCCCUCCUCCCCCCCCGCGACUCCGGAGCGACGAGUUCCAUUUUAUUUGUGCAGAAUUCUUAUAAUGCAGAGAAUAGCAAAAAUGGCUCAAGCAGCAAUGGCAGCAGCAGCAGCAUCUAGUCAUGAUGAGGACUCAUCUGAAAGCAGAAUGGUGGUUACCUUUCUCAUGUCAGCCCUUGAGUCAAUGUGCAAAGAGCUUGCCAAGUCUAAGGCAGAGGUUGCCUGCAUUGCUGUGUAUGAAACAGAUGUGUUUGUGGUGGGCACUGAGAGAGGAAGAGCCUUCGUCAAUACGAGAAAAGAUUUUCAGAAGGAUUUUGUGAAGUACUGUAUUAAUGAAGAAGCAAAAGCUGUAGAAUUGCAGAAGGCAAAAUCAUCCUCUCUUGAUAACAGGAUGACUGUAGAUGUUGUGGAAAUGGAAGCUCUAAAGAAAUCUGUUGAGGAUUAUUUCUGUAUUUGCUACGGUAAAGCUUUAGGAAAAUCAACAGUAGUUCCUGUGCCAUAUGAUAAGAUUCAGAGGGAUCCAUCUGCUUUGAUAGUACAUGGGCUUCCAGAAGGACUUGCUUUUAAACAUCCCUCCAGCUAUGAUGUCUCAACACUGAAGUGGAUUUUGGAGAACAAAUCUGGAAUUUCAUUUAUCAUCAAAAGACCUUUCCUUGAGCCAAAGAAACAUUUAGGCCGUCUUUCAGAUUCGUCACACAUGAUGACAUCUCCAGGUAUAAGUUCCAUUCAGGUGAAGACUGAGCCCAAUGAAGAUUCUGGACUUGAGAUGGUAACAGUUAAAGAAGAAUCAGAAGACCCUGAAUAUUAUCAAUUUAAUAUUCCAGCAGGUCCUUCAGAAACUUCGGCGAUUGAUGAGAAAAUCGCCAUGGCAAAGUCUUACACAGGGAGCAACCAGGGUUCCGAUUGCAGUGAAGGAACAGAUGUGGAAUUACCAGUAGAAGAUUCUUCUCAGCAUGCCACUUCUGAAACAAGUGAGGAUCCUGAAGUGGAAGUGACCAUUGAAGAUGAUGAUGACUAUUUACCACCACAUAAGAAGACAAAGAGCAUAGAACCAGUUAAUGAUGCUUCCAAUGUGGGGAGAAGAAAAGCUAGAGAGUUCAAUUUUGAGAAAUGGAAUGCCCGAAUUACAGACUUGAGAAAGCAAGUUGAAGAAUUAUUUGAAAGAAAAUAUGCUGAAGCUAUUAAUGCAAAAGGGCCUGUAUCUAUCCCGUAUCCACUCUUCCAAUCUCAUGUUGAAGAUCUGUAUGUGGAAGGAUUACCAGAAGGAAUUCCUUUUCGUAGACCCUCCACUUAUGGGAUCCCACGUCUGGAACGGAUUUUACUGGCAAAGGAACGGAUCCGAUUUGUGAUUAAGAAGUAA